CGAACAGCCAUUCAUGCUGGAGCUUUUCAGUCAGGUUACUAUGCCAUUGAAUGACUUGUCCAGUGUCUCACGCCGAUGCUUUGGAAAUUCAACCUCGGGCUGUGCUCACAGCGAGUUAAAUUGGAGUACUCGAAAUAUGCUGAAGUUUGAAAGUAAUGCCCAAGGCUGCUAGGUCGGCUGAAAAGCCUUCAUUGUGUGAAGGAGCGCGAGUCCUUUGUGCGUGCAUCCCCCAGCUUCUUCCUUGCUGCUUUGUCUUUAAUUUGCCGCGCGAGACAGACGGCAGCAGCCAGCUGCGGGGGUCUCAGCAAGAGGCCGGGGUGGUGAGGAUGAGUGUGCACCGGGCUGGAGGCCUUGAGGGUAGCAGGGAGAGACGACGCUCUGGUGACCGCUCCAGGGAUUCAUCUCAUGAAAGAGCCGAGGGCCAUCUCACACCAUGCAUCAGGAACAUUACCUCGCCUACACGACAACAGCUCAGCGAUCGUGAGAGGGAGGUGGGCUCUUGGUUGAGGUCAGUGAGCCCCAGAGCUCAGAAGGGCUGCUCUCCUGGCUCCUUCUGUAAAGCUCAUGGCUCAGACAUGAUCUACGUCUAUGAAAGUGUGAAGGAGGGCUCCCGCAAUGUCAGGCCUGCGGAGAGGGUCACCCUCAUUGUGGACAACACACGCUUUGUGGUCGACCCUGCCAUCUUCACUGCUCAGCCCAACACCAUGCUUGGCAGAAUGUUUGGAGCUGGGCGGGAGUACAAUUUCACGCGGCCCAAUGACAAGGGAGAGUACGAAGUCGCAGAAGGCAUCAGCUCCACAGUGUUCCGAGCCAUUCUUGAUUACUACAAAUCUGGGAUAAUCCGCUGCCCGGAUGGGAUCUCCAUUCCCGAGCUGAGGGAGGCGUGUGAUUACCUCUGCAUCUCCUUCGACUGCAGCACCAUCAAGUGCAGGGACCUGAGCGCACUCAUGCACGAGUUGUCGAAUGACGGUGCGCGGCGGCAGUUUGAAUCCUACCUGGAGGAGAUGGUGCUGCCAUUGAUGGUGGCCAGCGCACAGAGUGGUGAGAGGGAGUGCCAUGUGGUGGUGCUGACUGAUGAUGACGUGGUGGACUGGGACGAAGAGUACCCACCUCAGAUGGGCGAGGAGUACUCUCAGAUUAUCUACAGCACAAAACUAUAUCGGUUCUUCAAAUAUAUCGAGAAUCGGGAUGUAGCCAAGGCGGUCUUAAAGGAACGAGGCCUGAAGAAAAUCAGAUUAGGCAUUGAAGGUUACCCCACCUACAAAGAGAAAGUGAAGAAGCGUCCCGGCGGCCGACCUGAGGUCAUCUACAACUACGUUCAGAGGCCCUUUAUCCGCAUGUCCUGGGAGAAGGAGGAGGGCAAGAGUCGCCACGUCGACUUCCAGUGCGUGAAGAGCAAGUCCAUCACCAACCUGGCGGCCGCCGCUGCUGACAUCCCCCAGGACCAGCUGGUGGUCAUGCACCCUGGGCCUCAGGUGGACGAACUGGACAUCCUCCCCAACCACAACCCUCAGCCAAGCCACCACUACGAGCCUGAUCCAGAUGCACCAUCCCCGGCCGUCUGACCUCCAGACUCUCCCCUUAGUCCUUCCCCGUGAUCUCUUCCCCCAAUCACACACACCAGUCACUGCAGCGAGGAGCCAACCCAGACUGGCAGACACAACCACGUUGCCUUUCUGACCCUUCCUUCUGCCUUAUGAGUUUCAGAGAGCUGUCUGCCAGAGCGGCAGAGGAACAUAGAGCAUGUAGUGAUCUUGGUUCAAGGCGGUUUAGCAUAUAGAGCAGAGGCACUUGUUUUCAAGCUGUUUAAAGGUUUUUCCACAGCAGGGGGAAUACCUGAAAUGUAGCCACUUUUGCUCCUUUGAUGCGUUUAAAGAGGAAUGUCAUGUCAUAGAGAAUUGCUGUUAUUAUUUGCGCACAAUCACAGUUGUGGCUGGCUGAGUUCUUUAUCACAGAUCAAGAUGUCGCAGCUGGACUUGUAGACUCCCCAGAAACAAUGCAAACUUAGGGGACGUGAACACAAGACUCAGAAAAAGUACCAAUUUAUCAUUCAUCAUCAAAUUCUUAGUGCAGCCUAGUCCAUAUAUGAAGUAGACAACUGAAACAACGAUAAUACAGACAUUUCAGAUUCUCUACAAAGUGGUUUGUCCAUUUAAUCCAGUGGCACCUAAUCUAAUGUAAAGGUCUUGGCUGCACCCAGAAUGAUGUAAGCAGUAACUAACUUGUGUCUUGACAACAGUUUCGGCCCGAUCAGUUGAAUGCUGUGUUGGGAACAAAAGCUGCAUCAACACCAGCCCUGAGAAAUAAUAAAGACCACUAGCCUGGUUGUUUGAUUGGAGAGAGAUCAGUAUAUGUGCCAUGCUUCUGUUCAGACUGUAAAAUGGGUGAGUGGCCCACUACCGUGGAGUCCCUGUGGAACCACUGGUGCCUGGCCUGGCAGUAGUGGACGCAUAUGCGAGUGAUGUCAUGUUUUGUUGUUCCAUCCUUAUGGAUUCCUUUUUAUUUGCAUCGGUGGGUGGGCUGCCACUGUUCCAUGGAUGAGGGUUUUUUAAAGGGCAGCUCGUUUUUUUUAUUGCUUAAAAAAUGUUAUUUUAAUAAAAGUAUUUGUUAGACUGC
Molecule: messenger RNA, 2616 nt
Organism: Electrophorus electricus (electric eel)
Lineage: Eukaryota; Metazoa; Chordata; Actinopteri; Gymnotiformes; Gymnotidae
Gene: btbd10a
Product: BTB (POZ) domain containing 10a
Biological process (GO): positive regulation of phosphorylation
Cellular component (GO): cytoplasm
Molecular function (GO): protein binding
Source: RefSeq, a predicted model, not a curated record